Molecule: messenger RNA, 3959 nt
Organism: Pomacea canaliculata
Lineage: Eukaryota; Metazoa; Mollusca; Gastropoda; Architaenioglossa; Ampullariidae
Product: GTPase IMAP family member 7-like
Exons: 5
Coding region: 318-1745 (475 amino acids)
Molecular function (GO): GTP binding
Source: RefSeq, a predicted model, not a curated record
ACUCACACGCCUUCAUGAGUAUCUUGGAUGGGGACACAGUCGCUUUCAAGAAAAACUAUUUUUAUGCAAGGAAAUCACUUUAUACUUCCUUUACCAGCUAUAAACAUCCGCCAAGGUUUUAGUUUCUUCACAAAAUGUUCCUAACAACUAGACUCCUAUGGAUUACGACCACAAAUUAAUUUGAUUUUAUUGGCACUGUUUCCCCAAGUUAUGUCAGGCUCUGUACACAUCCAUCCAUCACACGACUGAGGGACAGAGAUAAACUCAGAUGCACUCCGCCUGUCAAAGAACUGCUUGAUCUUUUUUCACAAAGUACAAUGGGUGACAACCAAGACUUAGAGGAGUGGGCGACAAGUGUCGACCUGGACUCAGCCACAGUUGUCGUUCUCAAGGAGGAGGGGUUCACCAACCUGGAACUGCUGCGCCACCUGACGGCAGAUCACGUGACUGAGAAUCUGCAGAAAAGCAAGCGACUUCCUCUGGCUCAGUGUCUGGCUUUGAAAUCAGCGAUUAAAAUGUUUGCAAAUGAGUCGUCUGCAGGGUUAGAAACAGCGAAGAGUAGUGAAGUUGCUGACAGUAGACACGAACCGACUACAGACCACCUCACGGCAUCAGCAGCCCUUGGUGAAGAAGGUAACCCGUUCCGUAUUCUUAAGGUGGGCAGUGACUCGGAUCCAGACCUGAUCCAGUUGAAAAGCGCCGAGCGCAAUGGUGUGACCGUUGAGUACCUGGACUCGCCCGGUCUGUUUGAUACUCGCAAAGGUCCCGAGGCAGUAGCCACCGCCAUUGCCAAGUCUGUGGCCGGCAUGUAUCCGGGUCUUCACGCUCUUAUCUACAUCAUCGAGAUCGGCCAAUACACCGAGGAGGACGAGGGCAAGUACAACCGACUGCUGGAGCUUUUCGACAAAAAUCUGGCGAGGUACACCAUCGUCCUCUUCACUUCAGGAGGUAGAUUCAGCAGAGUAAAAAAAGUGGAAGACAUGCUAGCAAAUGCACCUGAGAGCCUGAAAAGGGUCCUAAGUGCCUGUCAGAACAGGUAUGUAGAUUUUAGUGACGGGGUAGUGACUGAGGUCUUUGUCCUAAUGCAGAAGGUGCGAGAACUAGUGGCUGCUAAUGGCGGAAAGCCUUACACUUGCCCCAAGUACUUCCACAUCGGGGAAGCCAUGGAGGAAGAGGUCAGGAAAAAGAUGGCGAAGGUUGAGAAGCAGCACCUUCAGAGCAAGCAGUAUGUCCAAGAACUUGAAGCCAAUGCGAAACAAGCCGAAGAAGCCGUGGCGAGAGAGAAGGAAGAGUUUGAAAAGAAAGAACAAGCCCGACAGAAAGAAAUGAAGGAACUGGAAGCACAGAGGACAGCACAGCUGGAGAGUCUCAAACAUCAGCUGGAGCAGCAACAGAUGAGUGAGGAGAGGAGACGGCAAAAAACAGAAGCAUUCUUGAAGAAACUUGAGGAAGACAGGCGGCAACAGAUGAGAGAGAUGGAAGAAGAAAGAAAAUGGGAGCAAGAGAACCUUAACGGGAAGGAAGAAGAAAUGAACACAAUGAUAGAAAGCAGGAUGGAAGAGGAGAGGAAACUUCGAGAAGAAAUGGCGCGAGCUCACGACGAGGAGAUGACUGCGCUGAGGGAAAGGAUCGUAGACGGACAAGAACCUUCUUUCUUGGACUAUGUGAUGACACCUUUUGUACAGCUUAUCGAAGGCGUGUGUACUUUGAUGACAGAACUGGCUUCUGAUUUCGGUGGUGACUAAUGCGAUUCUAUUUUUCUUUGUUUUGUUUUUUGUUUUGUUGUGUUUUUUGUCUUUUCUUUUUCAUUUUUGUUUGUUUUGUUUGGUUGUUGUUUUAAAUAUAUUUCUAUAUUGACACUGGAACCAGAAUUUCAGUGUGAUUUACUUUUUCAUUUUUUUUUGGUAAUUGACAUAGUUUUUUUGCAUAUGAAUGUGCUACAUACUUUUCCAUGUUUAAAUUGCGAUUGGAACUAAUAAAGUUGGUUAUAAUCAUUGUUGCACAUACAUUUAUAUGCAGGACAAUUUGCUGCAGAUGUAGAUGAGGAUUUAGUGUAUAGCUGCAGAUGUAAUUAAUGUAGAGAACAUGAACGUCUUUUCGGACUCAGAAUCACUCUCGUUUUUGAAUAACUUGUUAAGGCAAGUUUUUAACUCUCAGUCACAUUCUAAAUUCAACUGGAGCUAACUCAGGAGCAUCUUUCCAAGACUUAUGUCUUGAAAAUUACAGAUUUAUGGAAAAGAAAUUAUAAUAGAUAUUUUGUAUAAUAUACCAUGUACAGAUUGAAAAAUAUUAAGACGCAAAUCUCAUGAUGCUAAGAAGAAUGGAUGCUGUAAGAUUCCACGUACAAAGAGUUAUUUCUAAAUAUACCCGUUACACUAAUAAACUUUAUGUGAAGCUUGUUUUCACCUACUUAUCUCUAUGAUCAUUAUUUAAUCUUAGUUCUAUUUUAUUGUUCUCAGUUUUCUAAUUUCAUUAUCACUGAAAUGCGUUUAAAAAUACGAAAAAUAAAUAAAUAAUCUAAUAUUAAAUAAAAGUCAGUUUCCUUGACGGUUUUCGUUAUUUUCCCUCAGAUUAUUGAUUUAAAAAUUAAAUUUGAGUUAAAUCAUUUUAGUUAUUUGCUUUACGAACAGUAACAAACUGUGCAAUGGCACGUCAAGAUUGCCACAAGACUGUUAAGGUCAUGCAGUAGCUAAUGUUUUUUUUUCAAUGAACAUGAAAUUAGCCACUGAUAAUAGAAGGCGUCGUUCACUUUGUCACUCUCAUAAAGGGACAUAAGCUGUCUCUUAGCUUCAAGCGCGGGUCAUCUCCCUUCACUUCACUUACAAAUUUUUUUUCUGGUAUGGACAAGCUAUUCUCCUAAAAAUAAAAAUUUGUCACGACUUAUUUGUUACAGAAAAGUACUGGAUAUCAGUCCGAAAAAAAUAAAGUAGCAAGGGAAGUGAGGACAUUUAAUAGGACUUGAACCAACACUAUUGUUAUCCAUGUCUAGGUAUGUGUUGAGAGCAGAUACACUAUAUCUAGUAAUAUUAUUACUCUGAAAGAAUAAAGUGAUUUAGUUCCCCUCGAAGAUACAAGCUGUUUUCAGACUUGAUCUCCUACACUGUAAAGUUAAACUUAUCCCCAAGACGAAGAAUUUCAGCACAAAGUCAGUCGUUUGCAUGACUUUACAGAAAUUUACUCUAAAAAGAAUUUAGAACUGACAAAGGAGAUCUUCACAAAAUAACAAAAGAAAGAGAUGAAGAAGAGAGGGGAAAAAAAUAGAGAAAAUAAAAAAGAGAGAAUAUAACAGCAUCCUUUACAGGUGUGCAGCAGGCGGUGUGUCAAAGGUUAUCAUUAUUCUAGGAGUACGCAGAUCGUCGUCGUUUCUAAAAAUAGCUGAGUUCUCGAGAAACUCUUAUUUCCUGCUCCGCUGAAUUCUUGAGAAGUCAAAAGAGCCUGAAGUGUGUUUGGUCCUAUUUAAAUCGGCUCAGACCUUACGAUAAAAACAGAUCACCAACAGUGCACACUGCCGUUAGGUUAGUACCUACACUAAAAUAUAAACAACGGUACAAAUUAGAUACUCGUUGUAGUAUGGAUAGACGGACGGAUGGGGAUAGAUUGAUGGAUGGUAGAUGCAGUUCAAACAAUGAUAGAAAGGGGUGAGCUGAUUUCUUGUCAAACUGGACAUAGGUGUCUAAAUCUAAGCUAUAAGCUGACAGUUCCGUAGAGACAUUUUAAAGCCAACUUUAAAACAGAAAUAUGUAGGCCUUUUGAAGUCAGAGUUUUAAAGAUGAGUCACAAGGCCUUUCGAGUAACCAGUUACUCAACUCAUUACACAAAAUCACUAAAGGCGCCCUGACAAGUCUGCAAGAAAACUUUAAAUAAUUAAACAUAAUAAAGUAAAAGGCAUAAAUUCUCACCAUCUCUUAGCCAAAGGUGUACUGAACAAAACUUGUUCACUGUUUGUAGGACACAAUUUG